ACUCCAGCGAACGGUAUGGCAGACACCAGAAGUGCGACGGAUGAAAUGGUCGGAUCGCCAGAUACAACACCAAUCAGUCCGGGCGCUAAGGGCAAAGCAAGCCCCAGUGGCAGCACAACAACAUCCAGCUGGUGGGGCUCCUGGAUCGAUACGGCGCGCUCUAAGUCAGCAUCGGUGCUGGAAGCGGUCAAAAAUGAUCUAACAGAAUUGUCAACGGUCGUAAAGUCGGAAGCGACCAGCGCUUCCGAAGCGCUCGGUCGUACGCUCAGCCUGGGCGAACCGGACUCUACCGUCGGUGCGAUGAAGAAAAGUUUCAGUAGUUUCCUGGGCCAGGUGACGGAGGCACUGGUACCGUCUCUGGAGGAUGACGAAGAAACGGAAGCGAUAUUGAUAACGGCGGACGGCACCGUAACACUAACCGGAUUCCAUAAACACCUGGCAGAGCUGCAGGCCCGAGACGACACGUACCUGGACGAACCGGCCGACGAACUACGCGAGAAGUACAAGCGCUGGAUGGAGGUGGUGGAGCAAGAACAGUUUACCGAGCCGCGGCUGGGCAAGCAUUUGGCCAGCAGUACGAUACUGAACGACAAGUACGUGACGCUCGUACCGAACCGAGUGGCGCAUAUGGAGUUUUGGAAGAGGUAUCUGUUCAAGAAAGCGCUGCUCGAGGACGCGAUCGCUAACGCGGAUAUGGCCGAGCGGAAGGCGAAGGCGGCUGCUGCAUCAGCGGAAACGGUGGCUCCGAGCAAAACGAUCGUACAAACUGCGCAACCAAGACGCACGAUCGAAGAGGAGGAAGAACCUGCGGAAGAAGAAGGACAAUAUCCGGCGGCGGAUGAUAUUGCCUGGGCGGAAGUGCCUGAGUUUGAUGCCACAAACAUCGAGCUGUCGGAGGAGGAGCAGGCGCGACUGCUGGAGGAGUACGAGCAGGAGAUCCGGGAACGUGAAAAGUCAGUGUCCGGCAGCGUAGGUCGGCUUGAGCUUGUCGACGAGUCGCUGCUAGUGCAGUCCGACAUCGAGGGGACACCGCAGAAGACAACACCUGCCACUAGUGUGAGUAAGCCACAAAAGAAGGACGCCAACGCCAAGGGACCGCAGCCGAAGGUCGGUGGCAAACCGGAAGCAGCAAACAGUAACCAACAGCCGACGGCCAGCAAAGCGAACACACAGAAGCAGCAACAGCAGCAGAAGCACCAACAGGGAAACAAGUCGUCCGGCGGAGCAACGGGAAAGAGUGUAAAUAAGAGCGCGCCUGCCAGCGGUAAAAAGGGCAGUCCGGCUGGGCAACCUUCGGGUGGAGCGAAGAAGGAUCAGCUCAAGAUCGACAAGAACCACUUCACGAAGGAAGCGGAAGCGUCCUCCUCGAACUCGGACGAAAGCUGGGAGAAGGAGUUUGAGCUCGAAUGAGACGAACCGAUCGAUCUGCGUCGCGAGUUGGCCGAGUGCGCCGAUUGGUCGUAAUUCGUACUUUUGUUUCAUUUACAUGCAUAGCUUUGGCUCUUCUCGGUUCCGAGAGUGGGUCAGAUUCAGGUUUUGAAGGACGCGGGUAGAAAGGCCCAUUUUUAUUCCCUUCGCGUGUAUGUUAACACGGUUCCAAGUGCCGUCGGGGAACUCGAUACAAAUGACUCUGUGCAAUUGAGGGGCGGCGGACAGUGAGCAGUAUAUUUGUUUAUUUUGCGGAGGGAGGGCGAUUUUUGACGCACGUUUAAGAUUAUGGCAAGGCAAGCGAGCAUCAAUUUGGGAAAAAAGCCAGAAGAGAAAGUUCUGAUCGCCGACCCGGCAUUCAAUUUGCGCCACGCCAACAACUAUUGAUCACGAUCACGUGGACAAAAGCUGCAACUUUCGCCAAGUCCAAAGGUGCCCCCAUUAAAUCGUGUAUAGUUUUAUACAACAUUUAUCCUAGACAAUUAUCUACACGUUUAGCUGUGUUUAACUGCCCGUGGCUGCUUCUUUCGGCACUAGGGGUUCGUUGCAUAAAACGAAUUUUAACCGCAGUUAGCGCAGGAGACACGGAACGACGCAACGAAUCGGAAUCGGGUGUGAAUUAGUGUACCCUUCCAUCCUUCCCGCGUUGUGAAGUCAGAGAAUGUCACCUUCCGGUUAACCUACUUAAAGCACCGAUCGCGAGUGACGAAUCGGUUAGCAACAAUCGUGCAACAAAUACGGGAAAUCAGACGUAGAAUGCUAGCAAUGGUUGAAUGUUUUUCUUUAAGUUUUAGUUUAUUCCAUCGCAAACCAGCUCCUUCUCUCUCUUGUACCCUCAUUACCAAUUCCGUGUUCCGUUGUGUACAUCUCUGGUGAAAACGUGAUCGUGACUGACGAAAGCAAAUACAAGUACGAACUCCAAUGGGGUGGAAGGCAACUGGAAGCGGUUGCUUUCGUUCGAACCGUCGUCACAAUAAUUUGAUAAAUAAAGUAAAUCGUAU
This is a messenger RNA of Anopheles bellator, 2429 nucleotides long. Its product is annotated as BSD domain-containing protein 1-A-like. The transcript has 5 exons. Gene Ontology annotation, cellular component: cytoplasm. Lineage: Eukaryota; Metazoa; Arthropoda; Insecta; Diptera; Culicidae. The record is from RefSeq and is a predicted model, not a curated record. Bases 16 to 1410 code for a protein of 464 amino acids.